CUUCGCUACCAGGUAUAUUUACCUCGUAGAUACUCUCAAAGUGGCAAAUGUUCGCCAAGAAAUGCUUCGCAUUUAAAAGAUCGACACUCCGCUCGCCGCUGGGAGCCUUCCCUAUCGCGUAAUACCGUGGCGCGAGCGCUCGGCCUCGGUUGCGCCAUGCGGUUGCGCGCUGAAACGAAAUCAGCUGGACGGGCCCCCUCCCCCCUGAAAGAGGCCUCCGUGUAGGCGUCGUAUCUGAUUCGUGCGGCGUAGAAGAGAGGGGAGCGUCCUGUGUGAGGCCCCCUCGACAAACGGGCAGCUGCUAGGCCGGCGCUUGUUGCAACAGCUGCAGCCUGGCGCCCGAGGGCCGCUGCCGUUGUGUGUCUCGUCUUGUUUGGAGGAGGCUCUCCAUAUACAGCAAGGCGCACGACGCAUGUAAGCGGGCCACUUGAAGCCAGUGAACUUCGUGCGGCAACCUCAGUAAAUCAGGGACAAAAACAAAACUUGCGGGAGAGACAGAAGCGGCUCCACAGCGCCUGACGUCAUGUGGGCCGAGGUGCUGUUCUCGCUCCUGCUGGUGGCGGUGUCCGCGUCGCUGUCGUGGUUCCUACGGAGGAAGCGGAGGCUAGGCCUUUUCCGGCGUCAUGGCAUCCCGGGACCCGACCCAGACUUCUUCUGGGGAAACUUCUUGCAGCUCAAGGAGGACCGCGUGCAAGUGAUGGAGCAGUGGAUUGCCAAGUACGGCAAGGUGUUCGGCUACUAUAGCGGCGAGAUGCCGUUCAUUGUGGUCUCGGACCCGGAGAUGGUCAAGCAGUGCCUCGUCAAGGAGUUCCCCACCUUCCACGACCGCUCGCCCUUCGUUAUCACCGUGGAACCUUUCGCCAGCUGCAUGCUGCAGCUAAAAGGCGCCGAGUGGAAGCGUGUGCGCAGCGUGCUGAACCCGACGUUCAGCUCUGUCAAGAUGAAGCACAUGGCGCCCAUCGUUCGCAGCUGCGUGGACACCAUGAUGGAAGUGCUCGACGAGCGCUGCCGCGCCAAGGAGACGGUCGACAUGUUCAAAGUGGCCCAGGGGUUCUCUCUGGACGUCAUCACCAAGUGCGCCUUCGCCUGGCAGGUGGACUGCCAGAAAAACCCCAACGACCCACUCCUCUUGGGAGUUCGAAAGAUGUUCGAGGAGGCCGAGAGUGCCGCGGUGUGCAACGCCAUCCGGUUUCCGGCGUUGCGGGUCGUGCUCACCUCGCUUUACCGGCUGACCGACUACUACGCGGUUAUGCAACGCAUGAUCGACAACCUGCGCCAGGUCAUCGAGCUGCGUCGACGAGAGCGGAAAGUGACUUCCACCGACAUGCUCCAGCUGAUGCUCGAGGCGCAGGAAGGGGCCGAGGGCUCGAGCAAUGAUAAUGGCAGGCGAGACGUACGGCUGAUUGAGGACCGGCAUGUGGUGGGCAACGCGUUCAUCUUCCUGGCGGCCGGCUUCGAGACGACGGCCACCUCGCUAGGCUUCCUCAUGUACCUGCUGGCCACGCACCCCGACGAGCAGGACAGGCUGUGCGCAGAAGUCGAGUCCGUGUUCGGCACCGACCAGGAGUUCACCUAUGACGGCGUGCAACAGCUAAAGCGCCUCGACAUGGUCGUCCAGGAGGCGCUGCGCAUCUACCCGCCCGUGGUGCUAUUCAUCAGCAGACACUGCGACAAGGACACCACCAUCAUGGGCCACUUCUUCCCAGCGGGAGUUAACAUCAUGAUCCCCACGUGGCACCUCCACCACGACCCGACCCUGUGGCCGGAACCUUUCGAGUUCCGCCCAGAGCGCUUCGACCCAGAUGGGAGCGGUGGCCUUCCCCAGCAUCCGGCCGCCUUCCUACCCUUCGGCUUGGGUCCGCGGGUCUGCAUCGGGAAGCGGUUCGCCCUUCUCGAACUCAAGAUGGCCGUCUGUCGAGUCCUGAGAGAAUACCGCAUCCUCCGCUGCGAGGAAACACAGGAGCCGCUGAAGUUGAUCGUGCCCAGCGUUAUUAUCAAUCCUGAGCAAGGUGUGAUUGUCCGGCUGGAACGACGAUGACCCGAAGCGAGCGAGGACUCAACGAAGUCCUCGAAUUCUGCCGCCAGCCGGCCGUGGCACGGUCACUGCGUCUUCGACGAGACACGCCUCCAUUAGGAAGGCGAAGAACCAGUCUGCGCGUGUGGCGCUAGUGCAAUGACGCACACACUCUUUAGGCUUAUGAAGUGCGGGCCUACUGAAGACUCUCUAACCAAAGUACGCGUAUACUGGACGCCCUUAAAUUACAAUUUUCACUUGCUCAGCGGUACUCCCGGAGUUGUGCCUAUUGGACCAUGCAUGGGUUUGUGUGGACAAGUUCAGCGUAUUACAGCAUUUCGUUAUUGCGUUCGUGACUCUGCGUGUAUAAAUAUAGGUCUCACUGCUCGUGAUUUAAGGACGAUUUUCAUAAUUGAACAACUGCUCGAUUUGUUCGGGGCCACGAGUAUGACUGGCCCUCUGGCACCGAAUUGCGGCACCAUUCGGUACCGUGAGCCGCGUCACACUAGGUCCGCAGAAUUGGCGGUGGACUUACCAACGCCGCGAUUCCACCUUUAUAAAAGUAGUCCGACGAUAGUGAGACAACCUGUUUACCAUCGUAGAGGUCGAACUCCAAUAGUUAGGCUAUUUGUGCGAGGGGAAUAAGACACCAUCUUACCGCGUUCCACGCACACUCGUGUUCACCGUAUGUCAAGCCUAUGAAUGCAAGCAAGCACCCGGCGUGGUUAUGAGUCAUUUAGCAGUCAUCGAUCACCAAAGAGAAGUGCUCUUCGACAAAUAAAAACGCCGUUGAGUUACAAUUACCGGCGGUACAAUAGCACUAGGUUGUCUCGCUUCUGUCUAAAAGGUGACAUCCAAGCCAUGUAACGGAUUAACGGCUGAACUCUUUGGUUGUUUGUUUGUCUACGUGUGUGGGUGUGUGAAAUGGGCCCAAGCUUUUGCAUCAACUCGAUUGAGUAACCAAAUAUUCCUUUGGUUACUCAAGGCUGUUCGUAAGCUUUCUAUAUACGCACUAUGAACACCGUGUGCAAAAUAACAGGACGUCAGAAAGGGGCAUAAAACGCCGUUCCUUUCUCACGUGCUGUUAUUUUCUGCUGUUUAUGCUCAGGACGUGAACAAGCCAGUCCAAAUGCGUACGCUUCUGCAGUUCUGAACACAGGUCUAUGGACAGUCUUUAGACUUGUGGCCUUUCAUAUUUUUGUCAACUAUGUGGGUAGAUAAUAUUGUACUGAAUAAACACUCGCUGCUGGGGGG
This is a messenger RNA of Dermacentor silvarum, 3268 nucleotides long. RefSeq names its product cytochrome P450 3A4. The transcript has 8 exons. Bases 524 to 2038 code for a protein of 504 amino acids. Gene Ontology annotation, molecular function: iron ion binding; heme binding; steroid hydroxylase activity. The record is from RefSeq and is a predicted model, not a curated record. NCBI's taxonomy places the organism in Eukaryota, Metazoa, Arthropoda, Arachnida, Ixodida, Ixodidae.